Torulaspora delbrueckii is the source of this 1671-nucleotide messenger RNA. RefSeq names its product cystathionine gamma-synthase (gene HSU1). Gene Ontology annotation, molecular function: cystathionine gamma-synthase activity; pyridoxal phosphate binding. Gene Ontology annotation, biological process: transsulfuration. The coding region runs from base 1 to 1671 and encodes 556 amino acids. The transcript has a single exon. NCBI's taxonomy places the organism in Eukaryota, Fungi, Ascomycota, Saccharomycetes, Saccharomycetales, Saccharomycetaceae. The record is from RefSeq and is a predicted model, not a curated record.
AUGACAGAAAUUGAAUUUGGUAAACCUCUCCCUUCGAAUCUCGAUUAUGCAGUUUCAUUCGGUAUUCCUACAUGGGAUUCAGCGAUAGGAUACGUGGAAAAGAACCCCGACGUAAUAAGCAAGAUGGAUACAGGGUAUCCAAGAUAUUUCCCUCAACCACCAAUUCAAAAACUUUGUAAUCAUUUCAUUAAAAAGUUCGGAUGUGAUUCUGAGAGCUGCCGUCCCUUUCCUUCUUACAAUUUGGCCAAGAAAUGCCUAGAGUUUGUAAAGUCAAUUCCUGGAAGCACAGCUCAUUUAGAAGUCGAGACGUUCCAGUUAGUGGCAGAUGGGAAAUCACCCAAACAAAGACUUGUUGUGACGAUUGCUGCUGUCUUGGCAUCUGGAGAUGACUUUGACGUUGUCAGAGAAUACUGGAAACUAAGAGGCGAGUGUGUGUCUAGCCGAUUGGCAGAAUCUCUUCACCAGUUGUUAACUGCACCAGAUUCAAGACGGCAAGAGGCAGAAGCCAAGUUCUUUCUUGCUAACGAGGAAGGAAAUCACGCUAAAAAGCUGAUAAAACAAAGAAUUGUUGAUAAUCACUGUAAUCCGUUUGGAUCGAAUUCAAAUGGUGAAGAGCUCGUCCUCAAUCCUGACACAGAUGCUUAUCUGGUAUCAAGCGGUAUGUCUUCUAUCUUUACAGCUCGCGAUAUACUUUCUUUCUGGGAGGAAAAGAGGGCUUCGAAACAUUCUCUAGGAAAAAAGUCGCAGCUGUGCAAGACUGCAGCUGUCUUUGGCUUUCCUUUCAAAGAUACUAAAGUGAUCAUGGAGAAAUUUGGACAUUGUCAAUUUUUUGGUGUUGGAGAUUCUAAAGAUGUUGCUGAACUAAAGAAAUAUUUAGACACAAGCGACCACCGUAUCCUGGCCGCCUUUGUUGAAACGCCUUCAAAUCCUUUACUAAAUAUGCCUGACCUAACAGGACUGAGGAAAUUGGCGAAUGAAUAUGGGUUCUUUAUUGUGAUUGACGACACUAUAGGAGGCCUAAACGUUGACAUUCUGCCUUAUGCAGACAUCGUGUGCACAUCACUGACCAAACUUUUCAACGGAUCUAGCAAUGUCAUGGGGGGCUCACUCAUUUUGAACCCAAAGUCAUCUUUGUACUCUAGUGCCCGUGCAUUUGUUGAGAGUGAUGGCUUUGAGGAUCUCCUAUGGUGUGAAGACGCUAAAGUUCUUGAAAUCAAUUCCAGAGAUUUUGAAGAUAGGACAGUACGUGCUAAUAAAAACACGGAAAGGCUUUUGAGUGAACUGAUCUUAGUCAAUGAAGGGAAAGUAUUCAAAAAGAUCUACUAUCCAACUGUCAGCUCUGAAGAAACAUUUAAGAAUUAUGAAGCUGUUCGUAAUAAGCUUGGUGGUUACGGCUGUAUGUUUUCAAUGGCUUUCUACAGCGAGGAAGAUUCAAAAGCUUUCUACGAUUCUUUGAAAGUGUUCAAAGGUCCUUCUAAUGGCACAAACUUUACUUUAGCAUGCCCUUACGUUCAAUUGGCGCACCGUUUUGAAUUAGAAGAAGUCUCCAAGUUUGGAGCUGAUCCGAACUUGAUCAGGGUUAGCGUAGGUUUAGAAGAUAGUCAAUGGUUGCUAGACGUAUUUUCGGAUGCAAUCAAUAUGCUGGAACGCAGGCGCUCCCAAGAUGAUUAA